Molecule: messenger RNA, 573 nt
Organism: Carlito syrichta (Philippine tarsier)
Lineage: Eukaryota; Metazoa; Chordata; Mammalia; Primates; Tarsiidae
Product: sodium-dependent phosphate transport protein 2C-like
Exons: 5
Biological process (GO): sodium-dependent phosphate transport; intracellular phosphate ion homeostasis
Cellular component (GO): brush border; apical plasma membrane; vesicle
Molecular function (GO): sodium:phosphate symporter activity
Source: RefSeq, a predicted model, not a curated record
GGACCUCCAGUUCUGCCCCUGUCUCAGAGGAGGGGGCCGCAGACCCCUGGGCCCUCCCUGAGCUGAAGAGCAGUGGCCGGUCUCGGAGAGAGCUCAGUGUGGCGGGCAGGCUGCGCCGGGUGGCCAUUGGCCUCCUCAAAGCCUGUGGGAUCCUGGGCAACCUCUACCUCUUCAUCUGCUCCCUGGACAUUCUCAGCUCUGCCUUCCAGCUGCUGGGCGGCAAGCUGGCCGGAGACAUCUUCAAGGACAGCGUGGUGCUGUCCAACCCCGUGGCCGGACUGGUCAUCGGCGUGCUGGUCACCGUCCUUGUGCAGAGCUCCAGCACGUCCUCCUCCAUCGUGGUCAGCAUGGUGGCCUCGAAUCUGCUGACUGUCCAGGCGUCUGUGCCCAUCAUCAUGGGCGUCAACGUGGGCACGUCCAUCACCAGCACCCUGGUGUCCAUGGUGCAGUCGGGGGACCGCGACGAGUUUCAGAGGGCCUUCAGCGGCUCGGCGGUGCACGGCAUCUUCAACUGGCUCACGGUGCUGGUCCUGCUGCCUCUGGAGAGCGCGACCGCCGGCCUGCAGAGGCUCA